Molecule: messenger RNA, 1530 nt
Organism: Chinchilla lanigera (long-tailed chinchilla)
Lineage: Eukaryota; Metazoa; Chordata; Mammalia; Rodentia; Chinchillidae
Product: zinc finger protein 160-like
Exons: 6
Biological process (GO): regulation of DNA-templated transcription
Source: RefSeq, a predicted model, not a curated record
AUGGGCCGGAGCCCGACAGCUUUCUUCAUUGGGAGGGAUCUGUUCACAUUCAGGGAUAUGGCCAUAGAAUUCUCCCAGGAGGAGUGGGAAUGCCUGGACCCUGCUCAGAGGACUUUGUGCAGGGAGGUGAUGUUGGAGAACUACAGGAACCUGGUCUCCUUUGGAAUCCAUCCUUUUGACCUGAGUGUUGUCUCCGUGUUGGAGCAAGGGGCAGAGCCCUGGAGUGCGGACGGCCAAGUGAAAGUAUCAAGAAACUCCGAUGGGUGGGAAUGUGUCAGAGGUGUGACCACAGAUAAAUCUCCUAAAUGUGUCAUCAAGGAAUUUCCACCAAAAGGGAAAAGUGAUACAGGAGAAAUGUUCCAUAUAGUAGUGUUGGAAAGAAAUAAAAAGCAUGACACUGAAGAAUUGUGCUUCGAAAUCUGGACAAAUAUACAUGACUUUAAGGGUCAUUGGAGAAAGGAUAAAAGAUUUGUUACAGGAUUAUGUGGGACUCACAAGAUUAUUUACACUGAGAAAUCUGUUAACAGCAAUUCUUCAGUUUCAUCCCACUGAAGAAAUCCUUUUAGUGUCAAAACAAAUAUUUCUCAUGAAUAUGAAAAUGACUUUCUUGAUUCUUUAUUUUUCACACAAGAAUUGGUGAUGCCCAUUGGUACAAAACCUUACAAAGGGAAUGAAUGUGACAGAUCUUUGAACCAAAGCUCACACUUCACUAUACCUCAGACAGUCUAUGCUGGAGACAAACAAUUUCUAUGUGAUAUAUGUGGCAAGGUCUUCAAUCAGAAAUCAAACAUUAAAAGUCUUCAGAGAAUGCAUACUGGAGAGAAAUCUUACAAAUGUAAAGAAUGUGGUAAAGUGUUCAGUUGUAAUUCACACCUUGCAGGACAUCUCAUAAUUCACACUGGAGUGAAACCUUUCAAAUGUAAUGAAUGUGGCAAAGUGUUCAGUUGCAAAUUCUGCCUUGCAUGUCAUCAUAAGAUUCAUACUGGAGAGAAACCUUCCAAAUGCAGUGAAUGUGGCAAAGUGUUUAGUCUAAACUCAUCUCUAGUACAUCAUCGGACAAUUCAUAUUGCACAGAAACUUUACAGAUGUAAUGAAUAUAGCAGUGUUUUCUGUCAUAAGUCAUCUCUAGCAAAGCAUCAAACAAUUCAUACUGCAGAGAAGCCUUACAAAUGUAAUGAAUGUGGCAAGGUCUUCAGUCAUGAGUCCUACCUAGCAAACCAUGAGAGAAUCCAUACUGGAGAGAAACCAUACAAAUGUAAUGAAUGUGGCAAGGUCUUCAGUCAUGAGUCCUACCUAGCAAACCAUGAGAGAAUCCAUACUGGAGAGAAACCAUACAAAUGUAAUGAAUGUGGCAGUGUUUUUUUGUUGUAAUCUCAAGUCUUACCAACCAAUCAUCAGAGAAUCCAUACUGGAAAGAAACCUUAUACAUGUAAUGAAUAUGGUAAAGUGUUCAGUUGUAAUUCAUACAUUGCAGAAUAUCUGGAGAGAAAUCUUUCGAAUAUAGUUAAUAUGGCAAAGUGUUCAGUCUAA